This is a messenger RNA of Lodderomyces jiufengensis, 864 nucleotides long. RefSeq names its product F-actin-capping protein subunit beta. NCBI's taxonomy places the organism in Eukaryota, Fungi, Ascomycota, Pichiomycetes, Serinales, Debaryomycetaceae. Gene Ontology annotation, cellular component: F-actin capping protein complex; cytoplasm; actin cortical patch. Gene Ontology annotation, molecular function: actin filament binding. The record is from RefSeq and is a predicted model, not a curated record. Bases 1 to 864 code for a protein of 287 amino acids. The transcript has a single exon. Gene Ontology annotation, biological process: actin cytoskeleton organization; cell morphogenesis; barbed-end actin filament capping.
AUGUCAGAUAAUAAAUUCGAUGCAUCAUUAAACUUAUUAAGAAGGUUAGAUCCUCAAUUGAUUCAACAAAACCUAACAAACAUAUGUUCAAUCCUACAAUCAUCACAAUUAGAUGAAGAUACAGAAAUUGUUGAAGAUUUAUUAUCAUCAGUUGAUGUACCACUUACUAUAAAUAAAUGUAGUAGUACAGGAAAAGAAUAUUUAUGUUGUGAUUAUAAUAGAGAUGGUGAUAGUUAUCGAUCACCUUGGUCAAAUAAAUAUUAUCCCGAAACAGAAGAAGAAGAUGAUGAUCAACCAUUUCCGAGUUCCAUUUUAAGACAAUUAGAAAUAAAAGCUAACGAUGCAUUUGAUAUAUAUAGAGAUUUAUAUUAUGAAGGUUCUGGAUUAUCUUCUGUAUAUUUUUGGGAUACAUCAGAUGAAGUGGGGGAUUUAGAAGAUGGAUUUGCAGGAGUUAUAUUAUUUAAAAAACAAACAAAUGAUAAAUCAGGUAAAUGGGAUUCAAUUCAUGUAUUAGAAGUUAUACCAGAAACCACCACCAAAAUAAAUUAUAAAUUAACAACAUCAGUUAUAUUAGAUUUAUCAUCCCAAACAUCAUUAAAUUUAAGUGGGAAUUUAACUCGUCAAUUUGAAAAUUUUAUAAGUAUUGAUUUAAACGGUGGUAUUAAUUUAGAAACUAAUCAUUUAAUUAAUAUUGGCCAAUUAGUUGAAAAAUCAGAAUAUAAUAUUAGAAAUAUUUUACAAGAUGUUUAUUUUGAUAAAUUAAAAGAUAUAAUGUUAAAAGAUUUAAGAAUGAUUGAUGGUGGUGAUAAUAAAGAAAUAAAUGAAAAUCAAAAAGAUAUUAUAAAGGGAUUGAAAAAUCUAUAA